UCUCCCAGUGCGAUUUUGCUAAGGUCUGUGAAGUUUUCUCAUUCUCAAAACUGUGGUGACUUAGAGUCAAAUUGGUGUCUUAUCUGGAAAAGUGGUUUCAUUUGUGGUGAUUUCAGAAAAUAAAAUGCAUGUAAAUAUUGUAGCUAUGGGUUUAUUUGAUAUUAUGCCUAAUUAGCUCUGAAAAUUGUGAAUUCUGUGGUGGUUAUUUUUCUGGGGGUUUGUAGAUUUCUAUUAUUUUUAUUGUCUUUCAAGAAUAAAUACGAUAUCAACAUAACACAUAUUUGGUGGCCGAGCUCUCAAGAACCUCAAAAAUAAGUACAGCUGUCUUGAGAUUUCGACUAUCUUCAAUGAAGAAAAUUCCACUUUAACGACUCUGAGACUUUCGAUUGAGCAAUAAAAUUGCCUUGGUGUCCCUUAGAUUACCUUCUCUUAAAGAACAGAAAUAAUCAAUCAGCAGAAUAAAGUGACUGAAAUAGUUCUGACUGGAAAGAAUUCUAGAACAUGACAGAACACAGUGGACGUUCUACGAUUGCAAGGUGGUGAUUUCUACGGAUUUUUGUUGGCAAUUGUGCGAAUUUAUCUACAUGUACAAUGUGGAAUGUGAAUUUUCUCCAUUCAGUUCUUAGAGAAUGAAAACAAGGUCAUUGUACGAUAUUGGAGUACCGUUUCAGCUGACAUGUGUCUAUUAUUAGGCUACAGGUAAAACAGAAAUACAAUAUUGAGUUGCUAUUAUGAGACUGUAGUAAAUAUUUUUGUUUGAGCUGCAUUUCGUUACAACCCACAGUCAACACCCUGUUCGUUGGGUUUGUGAAGAGAAAGAAACAGGAUACGUUUCGGUUCAUGAAGCUGUGUUGUACUUUACUGGGCCUUUGCUCUCAGUAUUCUGUAUAAUGUAUUGUCCUUCGUGACGUUACAUGGAGUGAUCAUAAGGAAUCACGGGUAAUCCCCUUCACGAAGCCGUUGUGACGUACCGUAUUCGUCAUAAUGACCAACGUUGAGGAAUUAUCGCCAUUCAGAAGCGAGAGUGGGCGGUCCAGAGAUGUGGCUGCCUAUGACGUACUUAUUGUCGAGGUCAAGGACAAUUUGUCGUCACAAACAGAUGGCCCCGCGAACAUGACGCAUCUGGCUUGGAAUGUGAGUGGAAAUAUCAGCUCUGGGGAUUCCUAUCUCUACGACUACGAGGCUGCGGAGUAUGAGGUCCCAUCGUAUGAGAUCAUACCUGUGGCUAUCGUCUACGGAGUCACCCUGCUCUUCGGAGUCAUCGGAAACAGCCUCGUCAUCUUCUCCGUAACACGGUAUCAACGCAUGCGCAGUAUCACCAACAUAUUUCUACUUAGCCUCGCAUCGGCGGAUCUCCUUUUAGUCUGCAUUUGCAUUCCAGUCAAGUUUGCAGCGUUUUUUACAUUCUCUUGGACAUUCGGCGCUCUACUGUGCAAGGGUGUCCACUACCUUCAGAAUGUAUCAUCAUUGUGUUCUGUCCUUACACUGACUACCAUGAGCCUAGAGAGGUACUACGCUAUCCGCCACCCUAUACGCGCCAAAUCUACGUGUACAGUGGGACGGGCCUGGCGAGCCACAUGCAUUCUAUGGGGAGUUUCUCUCGUGCUGGCUCUGCCCAUUGUGUUUCAGAGGAUCCACAAACUGGUCGGCGAACGUGUGAAGGCGUAUUGGUGCAUCAAGGACUGGGAGUCGACCAUGUACAGCCGGCUCUACGAGGUGUACUUACUGCUCCUCAUGCUGGUCAUUCCUCUGGUCAUUAUGACAUUUGCUUACGUCAGCAUCAUACGGGAGCUCUGGAUGAUGGCUUCGCUCAGGUCUACUAUGACCAGAAGUGGAGGUUCCAGUCCUGGCCAUCAGAGCAUCGCCAGCCUGUCCCCAGCAAGAAACAGUGAGAGAUCGCCCGUUAUUCGGACAAGUAACAGUGACGGGGAUGAGGACAAAACAAAGAAGCAGGUCAUCAAAAUGCUAGUAGCGGUCAUCCUCGUCUUCGUCAUCUGUUGGGCUCCUAUCCUCAUCAGUAACACCCUGACAGCCUUUGGGUACCUGCAUCAUCUCAAUUACGGCUACCUGAAGCCAAUGCGACAAGCAUUCUAUCUGAUGGCCUACGCCAACUCCUGCAUCAACCCAAUCAUCUACGGGUUCAUGUCACGUCACUUCCGGAACACAUUCUACCACGCCCUGUGCACGUGCUGGAAGUUGCCACGUCACACAAGGUCACGUGCCAUGCUGCAUCGCCAGGCCUCCUGGCAGAGUCGGUCGACGAACCUCCGAGACUUAGCGGAACUCGAGUUGACUUCUAUGGACGUCACAGGAUGUGGCAACUGCUCCAAAAGUAGCGUCUGACCUGAGAAUCGUAUAGACGUCAUUCCACUCUACUGUUAAACAAAAUGAUGUGCAUUUUGUCAUACAUUUUAUCCUUUAAGGAGACGGGUGCAAGCUUCUGGGGCUUUUUUCUUACCAUUCACGUUUGUGUGAAUUGAGUACCGCAUCAGCAUACAACAUACAGGCGUGCCGUCAAGAGACGAGAUAGCGUGCUAUCUCUUUCAAAGACAUGGUUUAGUAGCAACAUCGGGCCUGUUCUAUUUCAGGAUCAUUAUUAGGAAAACUGAAACUGUUUCUGUUCUCAUUGUAUGGGUUCUUUGUGUGCCUCUUGUGGGAUUCUCCACAUAACUGUGCGAUUUUGAAGCUCUCUUCUGUUUCAUUCAAUCCACGCUCUCACUUUGGAUGAUCUAAAGGUUGUUCACGCAAAGGAAUGUAGUCGGGUUGGCAAGAACAAAGCGUCCGCAUGUAUCCCACAAGUUCCUCAAUUUUCGGAUAUCAUAACGUAUUCCACUAUUUUGUGAUACACAGCAGGACAUAAUCUUUCACUGAGUGGUUUAGCAAUGACAGGCAGCCUGACUCCAAGAUUAUGAGACUAAAUAAUGGGGAUUCUCGAAUAACGUGUCCCAUGACUAGUUAGCCUUUUGUUGAAUUGGAAUAGCGGAGCUAAAAGUGGAAACAACUCUAAAAGCAGUGACUGAAUAAGAAGGGCAUUAUAAUUUCCAAA
Aplysia californica (California sea hare) is the source of this 3046-nucleotide messenger RNA. Its product is annotated as QRFP-like peptide receptor. The record is from RefSeq and is a predicted model, not a curated record. Gene Ontology annotation, cellular component: plasma membrane. Bases 985 to 2343 code for a protein of 452 amino acids. The transcript is spliced from 8 exons. Gene Ontology annotation, molecular function: neuropeptide Y receptor activity. Lineage: Eukaryota; Metazoa; Mollusca; Gastropoda; Aplysiida; Aplysiidae. Gene Ontology annotation, biological process: G protein-coupled receptor signaling pathway.